Molecule: messenger RNA, 2370 nt
Organism: Porites evermanni
Lineage: Eukaryota; Metazoa; Cnidaria; Anthozoa; Scleractinia; Poritidae
Source: the annotation of a GenBank genome assembly
AUGGCUGCGAAAACGUACGAAGCUGGAUACAGUAAAUACUAUGGCGAUCGGUUAAAGAACGUUUCAAAAAGCACAUCAGAGGAGGAGAUUAAACAAUUGUAUCGUGAUUGGGCGAGCAGUUAUGACAAGGUAAGAAAGACAUUUUAAUUGAUUUAUUUUUCGUGUAAAACCCGCAGAGAUAAAAGGCAGCUUAAGCAACGACGACGGCAACGAAAACGGCAGAAACGCUAAAGGUUUGAUAAGCAAAACAACAACUCUACCCGUGUAUCACAUUUUUUCAACUGAUUUCUUUGCCGUCAGUAAGAAUCAGUUCGUAGGGCAAGUAUGUUUUUACUUUGUAAAAGCAGCCUUUGGCUGUAACUUUUCUCCUGCAUUAGUUGAUAAUGUUAUGAUUAUUGUUAUGCACAUGCAUGUCAAUCUUAAGUUGUGGAGCACUUUUUCUCGGCCCUAGGCUGCCAAGACCAGGCAAAGGUCCUCAAGUUACAAGAAGGAUGUUCAGUGUUAUUUUUCUUAUCGGGGAACGUUUAUUGCUCUUGUCCGCCCGUACGUCCCCCCGUACACACCCUGGGGAACUUGAGGGGAGACUUUGCAAGGGAGACUGGAAGGGAGUUCUAGACACACAGCUUACCUUUGUCUUGGCGAAUGUUUUAGCCAUUUCAGAAAGAGCAAAUGCAGUUGUUUCAAUUAAAAUCUUAAAGGUUCCUAUGUUUAACUUAUAUGGACUUGAUAGUGACAUUUCGCCUGUUUACUAUUGCACAUUUACUCUGGAUGCCAGAGACUUUUCAUGUGCGGUUUCCGGUUUCUGUCGAGUCUACGUAGUGACCCGAGCAAAAAGCCUGUGACGCCGAGGGUAUCACAUAUUUAAAUGAAAUAUUCGAAUAAAUAUAGUGAAAACAGACGAUGUACGCGUACUAUCCAUUUUACUGUUACUAUCCUAGUUUUUGCACUGUAUUUCUCGGAGAGGUUUCGCAAUUAUAAUUGACAAGCGCGUUUAAGACUGUAAAUGUUUCUUUCAUUUUUCGUUGAUACUGUACUGAAGUUUUAAGCUACUUCUAAUUCGAGCAUCUCUUGCCUCUAAUUCAUCACAUCACCUGCUUGGUCGAGUGCAUGCCGUAUUGUGACGGAAAACCUCGGAAGACACUUGAUACUUGCAAUUUCUUAACCGCCUCGCGAGACAAAACUUUCGUCUCUCGGGACGAGUCUUUCGUUCCUCGAUUUCGCGAGAUGGUGGUAACUUACUUUUCAGAUUUACACAGUNUCGAAUAAAUAUAGUGAAAACAGACGAUGUACGCGUACUAUCCAUUUUACUGUUACUAUCCUAGUUUUUGCACUGUAUUUCUCGGAGAGGUUUCGCAAUUAUAAUUGACAAGCGCGUUUAAGACUGUAAAUGUUUCUUUCAUUUUUCGUUGAUACUGUACUGAAGUUUUAAGCUACUUCUAAUUCGAGCAUCUCUUGCCUCUAAUUCAUCACAUCACCUGCUUGGUCGAGUGCAUGCCGUAUUGUGACGGAAAACCUCGGAAGACACUUGAUACUUGCAAUUUCUUAACCGCCUCGCGAGACAAAACUUUCGUCUCUCGGGACGAGUCUUUCGUUCCUCGAUUUCGCGAGAUGGUGGUAACUUACUUUUCAGAUUUACACAGUACUAGGGGAAGGAGCGGCUGUAGACGGCUGCAACUACAGCGUAAGCAAAUGUUGAAACGAUUGUCCACUGUAAGAAUGAAUUGACUUAAAAGGAAGGCGGUAACCGGCACUCUCAAGGUAGCUGUUGUAAAUUUAAAGAUGGUAAAAAACAUAAAACUGUGCAUGAGGUGCUCUUUCCUGAAAGUUCGUUUGUUACAUUUUUUUUUUUUAGCCUCAAAGGUAUGGGCACAGCCUCCAGCCAUUUGUCAUUGUAUGUACAUGUAUGUAGCCACCUUCAGUCAAGAAUAUGGUUGAAGGAAUUUUAUAUUUCACACUUUUGAUCAAAUAUCUUCUUUUCUUCUUCUCCAAGCGUUACAAUUAUAAUGAUGAUGAUGAUUGUUAUUAUUAGUUAUAAUUAUUUUUACUUUCAUUAUCUUUGCUAUUAUCAUUAUUAUGCAUUGAUUGAAAGCUGCGGUUGAUUGACAAUUUCAGCAAGUCCUGUCAACGCGCUGUGUUGUGUACCGAGCAAUGUGCCAGUAUUUAGAUGACUCAAUCAAACAAGAUUGCGAAGACAAAACAAAGAAUGAGUGGAAAAUCAUUGAAGUCGGUGCAGGUACGGGACUGUUAGGUCUGGAACUUCAUGAGCUUGGCUACAAUGUACUGGACGCGUUGGAUAUUUCAGCUGAAAUGUUAAACGAAGCAAAAAAGAAAAAACGUCUACAAAAAGUUCAUCUGCGUCUCGUUGAGUGA